Eupeodes corollae is the source of this 442-nucleotide messenger RNA. RefSeq names its product peptidyl-tRNA hydrolase 2, mitochondrial. NCBI's taxonomy places the organism in Eukaryota, Metazoa, Arthropoda, Insecta, Diptera, Syrphidae. The record is from RefSeq and is a predicted model, not a curated record. Gene Ontology annotation, molecular function: peptidyl-tRNA hydrolase activity. Gene Ontology annotation, cellular component: cytosol; mitochondrion. Bases 1 to 396 code for a protein of 131 amino acids. The transcript has a single exon.
AUGCUGACGAAAUUCUUCCGUCUUCUUUCCAACUUAACAAGGAGCCAAAACAAAUUAGCUCUUCUUGUUCGAGCUGACCUCAAGAUGUCCAAGGGCAAAACAGCCGCUCAAUGUUCACAUGCUUCCAUUCUAUGUUAUCAACGUUCACAGAAAAUCAAUGCCAGAGCAUUGGAAUCGUGGUGUACAUGGGGUCAACCUAAAAUCGUGUUGAAAGUAGAUUCAUUGGAAGAGAUUCUACGAAUUCGUGAUGAAGCAAAUAAAGUUAAUUUAGUUGCGGAAAUUGUUAAAGAUGCUGGACGAACACAACUCGAACCAGGAACAGCUACUGUCUUGGGCAUUGGACCAGAUCAUGGGGAGAAGAUUGACAAAUUGGUGCAGCAUUUGAAAUUGUUAUAGAAAAAUGUUGGUUCAAUUAUUUGAAUAAAAAAUUGUUGUUUUUAAA